Cannabis sativa is the source of this 906-nucleotide messenger RNA. Its product is annotated as deoxyuridine 5'-triphosphate nucleotidohydrolase. Gene Ontology annotation, biological process: dUTP catabolic process; dUMP biosynthetic process. NCBI's taxonomy places the organism in Eukaryota, Viridiplantae, Streptophyta, Magnoliopsida, Rosales, Cannabaceae. The transcript is spliced from 3 exons. The record is from RefSeq and is a predicted model, not a curated record. Gene Ontology annotation, molecular function: magnesium ion binding; dUTP diphosphatase activity. The coding region runs from base 68 to 697 and encodes 209 amino acids.
ACCUUCGAAGUUUGAGCUCCUUUCUCAAUAAAACAGAGCGGGAAAUCUUGGCGCCAAACGAGUCAAAAUGGCUUAUUCCCUAUUUAAACCUAACCCAACUUCCUCCCAUUCCUUAAUCAUCGCUCUCUCCACAAACCCUUUUCCCUUUCGCUUCACUCUUCCUCAUCGUUUCAUCACAAUGGCAACCCACAACGCCCCUGAAAUCAACGACCCACCAACCAAGCUUCCUAAGCUUCACCAAAAUGGCGUCCAUCAAUCUUCUCAGACCAACCCUUCAUUUUUCAGAGUCAAGAAGCUCUCUGAGAACGCUGUUACUCCAUCCAGAGGCUCUCCUCUCUCCGCUGGCUACGAUCUAUCGAGUGCGAAAGAUACGAAGGUUCCAGCAAGAGGAAAAGCUUUGGUACCAACAGAUCUGAGUAUUGCUGUACCAGAAGGAACCUAUGCAAGAAUCGCUCCUCGAUCUGGGUUGGCGUGGAAGCACUCCAUUGAUGUGGGAGCAGGGGUUAUAGAUGCCGAUUACAGGGGUCCAGUUGGGGUUAUACUCUUCAACUUUUCAGAUGUUGACUUUGAAGUCAAAGUUGGAGACAGGAUUGCUCAACUGAUAAUUGAGAAGAUAAUAACCCCAGAUGUAAUGGAGGUUGAAGAUUUAGAUGCCACCGUUAGAGGUAGCGGCGGGUUUGGGUCUACUGGCGUUUAGGGUAUUUAGGGUAUUUAGGAAAGUUCAGUUUGUAACUUUGUCAAACAGUUGGUGUUCUGGAAAUUCUGUCUUUUUAGUCAAGUAGAGUAUUAGUAGUAGAGCUAAGAAGGCUUAAAAGAGUUGUGAAAUACUGAAAUGUGAUUUGGUUUAUGGAUUUUCACUUGUAUUUAUCAGAAUCAAUCUAAUUUGAUGUGCUUUUAGAUCUUUUU